AUGGGUUGCAGGAAUGGCUUGUUGCGAGAGUACAUUGUGCCUGAAAUAUCCAAGGACGACUUUCGCAGUCGGCUGAGGGCUGCUCUUGACGACACUCAAUCUACGACGCAGAAUGCUCCUCAGACCUCCGAUCCCUCUCCAGCGUCGUCCUCUGUGCCUGCGCCCGCACCAACAGUGACAGUUGAGCCUGCGCCUACACCUACAUCUGCGCUCUCAGACCCAGAGCAGGGCCAGCCAGAAGCUUCCAGGACACGGCAACCGAAGCAUCGUCAGCAAGAUCCUAGUCCUGGACGAACCCAAGAGGCGCCUCCAAAGGCAGUUGGUUCCGAUCGUGCUCCUCGGUCUACGCAGAAAAACCAACAAUCGAAGAGAGAGCAACAAGUUCGGCAAUACGUCGCCAAUAUCCAGAAGCAAAGCACCGUCGAGUCGAAAAAGGACACAUUAUCGUCUCCCGCCACCGAUGCUGGAUCGGGUGUCGCACCUUCAAAAGAAGCGUCGACGCCACGCCAACCAUUACCUCCCAAGCAAUAUCGUCUACAAGUCCGAUUAUUUGAUGGAAGCUCAGUGCGCAACACUUUUGCACCCGCACAUACUAUCCGCGGGAAUGUACGCCCGUGGCUUGACGGUCUACUACAGAAUGAGAAACGCCCAUAUAAUCUUAAGCAUAUCUUGACACCCUUGCCUAAUCGAACUCUCACGAUUGCCGACGAGGAACGUACACUCGAAGAUCUUGGACUAGGAUCCACGGCGAACCUUGUGAUGAUCCCCAUCAAUUCGUACACAGAGGCAUAUACCUCGUCAGGGCCUAGCUUACCCGUGCGAGCUGCAUAUUCUGCGUACGGCUUGCUCUCCUCUGCAGUUGGCACCGCGACGGCCCUAGUGGGAUCUUUCAUCGGCUAUAACCCGACCCCUUCAGACUCUCCCGGGUCUUCUCCAACCUCCAGUUCGUCUCCUGGGAAUGGAGGUCGGAGUCCACAGCCUGCUGCAUCCAGAGGUCCUAGAAUUCGGACAUUACGAGAUCAACGCGAAGAGCAGAAUGACAGUCAACUGUACAAUGGGAACCAGGUAAGUCGCCACCCGGUUGAGUACAGUACUAUGAUUCACAGGUCGGCUUACUUGUUCUCUAGCUGA
This is a messenger RNA of Aspergillus fumigatus Af293, 1131 nucleotides long. Its product is annotated as UBX domain protein. The record is from RefSeq and is a predicted model, not a curated record. Bases 1 to 1131 code for a protein of 376 amino acids. Gene Ontology annotation, molecular function: protein binding. Lineage: Eukaryota; Fungi; Ascomycota; Eurotiomycetes; Eurotiales; Aspergillaceae. The transcript has a single exon.